AUGGAGCGCCGCCUCAGGAGACACUCAUCGCCCAGCAACAGGGAGGCGUACCUCCGCUACUUGAAGCCCGGCGCGUUGGCUCAACUCAGAGACUCGCGUAUCAGCGCCGCCCGAACUCACCGAGUCACUAAAUCAGUAGUCCAGGCUCAGAUCUGUGCUUCUCCAUCCCGCUCUCCCUCAGCUACUUCCCCUGGUUCACCUACGCAGGUCAACGGACCUCCGUCCUCUCCCUCGUUCUUCUCGGGCCGGAUCUACGGCCCGCGUUGCCCUCAAAGGAAGAAACUUAUGGCUGCUAGAGCUGUUUUCAUCUCUGGCCCGAAUUUCUCAGGAACCGGCAUGGAUUCACCCGGCCAGGUUAUGGAUUUGAUUGGUGGGAGUGAAAAUAGUUCCAAUAAUAACAUUCUAGUAGCACAUUGA
Molecule: messenger RNA, 417 nt
Organism: Fraxinus pennsylvanica
Lineage: Eukaryota; Viridiplantae; Streptophyta; Magnoliopsida; Lamiales; Oleaceae
Source: the annotation of a GenBank genome assembly